GACCAAGGAUGGCGGUCCGGUGCCUUUUGGCCAGCUGCUGGCAGACAUGCUCGACGCCAAGGGCAACGUAGAGAAGUUGCAACAGUGCCAGGAGAAGUACAACCUUCCCGAGUCCAAGGCGAACACCCAUGCCACCGUUGACUGGAAGGCGCGACUAUAUCAGAUGAUGUGCUUCCUGGAGUGUUUCUCACCGGAUAUCCUCGUCUUCACAGAAGUGGACCACUACGAUGAUUUCGUGGUGUCCUUGCGCGAGCUUG
Symbiodinium sp. CCMP2456 is the source of this 257-nucleotide messenger RNA. Lineage: Eukaryota; Dinophyceae; Suessiales; Symbiodiniaceae. The record is from the annotation of a GenBank genome assembly.